Messenger RNA from Brachypodium distachyon (stiff brome), 787 nucleotides. RefSeq names its product protein transport protein Sec61 subunit beta. Bases 83 to 421 code for a protein of 112 amino acids. Gene Ontology annotation, cellular component: Sec61 translocon complex. Gene Ontology annotation, biological process: intracellular protein transport. Lineage: Eukaryota; Viridiplantae; Streptophyta; Magnoliopsida; Poales; Poaceae. The record is from RefSeq and is a predicted model, not a curated record. The transcript has a single exon.
CCAACAAGAUCCAGAGACUCACUCGAGACUUCUCCCUUCCUUCCUUCCGCCCCGCAGAAAAGAUCCCAACUUCGCCGGCGACAUGGCGCGCACCUCCUCGCAGUCGCAGUCCUCCGUGGCGGGCGCCGGCGGGGCCGGGUCCCGCCCGGCCACGGCGGGGCCCCGCGGCACGCCCGCCGCCACGGCCGGCAUGCGCCGCCGCCCGGGCCGCGCCUCCUCCUCUUCCUCCUCCGGCGCAGGCGGGGGCUUCUCGGGGGGCAACAACAUGCUGCGCUUCUACACCGACGAGGCCCCCGGGCUGCGCCUCUCCCCGACCAUGGUGCUCGUCAUGUCCCUCUGCUUCAUCGGCUUCGUCACCGCGCUCCACGUCUUCGGCAAGCUCUACCGCUCCCGCACCGCCGCCUCCUCCGCCUCCGCCUGAUCCCCCCUCCUUCCGCCCUUCUUCUUCCCCAGCUCAGCUCAGAUCAGAAUUACCAGAUCAGAUCAGAUCAGAUGCUUUUUGCUGUGUAACAAAACGAGAGAGAGAGAAGCUUAUGGUUGGUUGUUGUUUACCCUGAUGAUGGAUGAGCUAGAUCUGCCCGAGAAACCCUACCCUGUUUAAUUAUGCCGCCCUUUCCUGUUUGUUUCCAAUUACUUUGUUGUUGUUGUUGUUGUUGCAAUGAAUUGUGGCUAAUCAAUCGGUGCUUUUGGGCUGAACGACAUCAAAAGGUGUGUGAUUUCUGGGGAUUUAGCACAGUUUUGCAUCCUUGUGCUUGUGAGCUAGAACAAUUUAUUAUGCGUAUUGAUA